CCGAAACAAGACGUGGUGCGUGCCGUUAUGCUAUAUACAAUGUCGCGUACGCGUACGACCGUCGUGACGAUUUCUUAAAAUAACACGGAGCAACGGAGCGCGAUCCAGGAUCGACAUGGAAACCCGCGGCGGGUGGAGUUCCGGCUUAAUCGUCGAGACGUAGUCGCGGCGAGACCGAGCCGGAGAAGUGACGACCGCAAGAAAAGGAAAGAAAAGAAAAGAAAAGAAUAAAGUAAAGUAAAGAAGGGGAAACGAGGCGGUAAACCCGAGGAACAGUUUCGGACGAUGAAUUAUUAAUGGUCGCAAAAGAGGCUUCCCGACGUGGCUGACGGGUGCGCUUACGCGGCGAACGGAGAACCUCCCUGCUGUGACUGGACCUGAAAAGCUCUCUCUGUCUCUGUGCAAGGAAGCACAGCCUCCCGAGAAGGCGAGGAGGCAAGGACAAAUAGGAGCGCGUCCCGUCGUUGCUUUCGAAUCGACUCGCGAGUGAGACGCGAUCGAUCGAUCGGCCGCUCCGGACGAUCCGGCCCGCAGUGUCGAUCGCGGAGAGACUCGAGGAGAGGAAGAGAGAGUUGCGAGAGAGAGUCGUUCUCGAGAGAUGAAGCCGCGUCCCGCUAUGUGUGCCGCGACUCCGCCGCGGUUUCCGAUUUUCGGGAUUGCCCGCGCGACGAUGCGGACCGCGCGCGUUCGCGCGACGCCGACUGGGAGCGCCCUUUAAAGGGUCACUGCGACCCGUUAGCGUCCCUUACCGGGAGCAAUUGUCCAAUUCCCAAUUUCGAAGUGCGAGUUCUCGGGUCCCCAAAGGGCUUCGAUAUCCACUGGAGAACGUCCAGGAGUCGAGGAAUCUAAACCGAGUUGACACCGCGUGAAGAGCAGUGCGAAAGUGGUGAAGGGGGCGAGUGGGGCGGCGAGGACGUUAUCCGAGGGCAGUGUGCGAGCAGAGUGUGCUAGGCGGACAACGACGACAGGUGGAAAGUUUCGCGGCACGCGGCGCACCGCCCGUCCAAAGUUUCGCCAUAAUCAUUUCCACGCGCGUUAUCGCCUACGUGGUGACUGUCCCUACGUGGUAGGGGGAUACCACCUAACUUGCGGAGGAUAUGCACGCGCGCAUCAUCGGAACGGGGUAGCGUCUCGCAGGCACCUCGAGAUAGGGCACCGCCGUUUCCGCCGAUUAUCCGUGAUCGUGCCGGGCGGAUUGGAGUCUCGGAUCGGUUGUCACGUUCAACUGACGUCCGACCGUCUCGUCUCUCGCGACGGAUGCGGACCCGGCCGAUUCUUCGUGACGGUAUUUGUGUGUUGAUCGGCGCAAGAGCCGGGGCAAGACGCGAUAAGACCUCGCCUUAUCGCCUGAUCGCCUGGUGUGCUGUAUCAGUGAGUGGAUGGUGGUAGCAGUUGUUCUGCGUGGAUGAUGUGAAUCGUUUCAAAGUAUCGAAGUGCAAGCGUACCACCAAACAAUCGCGGAAAUGGCUCUGAGAUGGCAAGCGAGGCUCUCGAUUGCUGCCAUACUCUUCAUGUGCACGGAAGACACAUUGAGUCUAGGAGAUCGGACGAUAGAUAACAUGGACAGACACGCGAUGCAGAGCAGACCUCGACAACAAUUGCUGGAUCAUUCUUCCGGCCCGAAGUCGAAACCGGAACCUACUUUCGACUUCUCGCAGAACACCAACGUGACAGCCCUAAUUGGAAAAAAUGUAUACCUCACGUGCCGAGUUCGCAAUCUGGGCGACAAGACCGUGUCCUGGGUCAGGCACAGGGACAUUCACAUUCUAACGGCCGGGGCGUAUACAUACACGAGCGAUCAGCGAUUUCAAGCAAUGCACAAACAAAAUACGGGCCAAAAUAGUGAAUGGUCCGAGUGGACCCUCUGCAUAAAGUGGGCGCAGGAGCGAGAUCAGGGUAUCUACGAAUGUCAGAUUUCCACUAUACCCGUCAAGUCGCAUCAGUUUCGCUUGAACGUCGUUGUACCUACGGCGACGAUACUGGGCGGGCCUGAGUUGUACGUCGGUGCAGGCAGCACGAUAAACCUGACGUGCGCCAUACACUUCAGCUCGGAGCCACCAGCCUACAUCUUCUGGUACUACAAUGAGAACGUCCUGAGCUACGACAGUCCCAGGGGCGGCAUCUCGGUGAUAACCGAGAAGAGUGACGACGUCACCACCUCUUGGCUCCUUAUUCAGACGGCGCAGCCCUCGGACUCCGGGGAGUACAGCUGCAAACCCAGCAACGCCAAUACGGCGUCCAUCAGGGUUCAUGUCCUAAAUGGCGAGCGACCGGAAGCAAUGCAGACCGGGACCGCGGGGCCGAUACUGUCCUCGAGCUGUCUUUUGGUGUCCCUGAUCAUUUUGUACAUAUCUUCGGUGUAAUCGAAAACGAAAAUACAGCGCCAACGGCCAGAGUUCACAUCCGUCGCGGUACGUUUCCCUUGCGUUCACGCGAAUGCAAACGAACGAUUUCACCGAAUACAUAACGUCUGCGGGGCAGCGACUACGGUUUGUACAGGAUACAAACGACUUCCUCACGAGUGAUCGAGGAGAAGCGGUUUUAGCCGGCGCAUUGCCCCCUGAAUAAUUCGUAAAGUUUUUAUAAGAGAAUCAAACUGCCAAUUGCCCGGAAAUAGCAGUUCUUCUUGACAGCGCAGUAGCUCUCAAUUAAUUCAAUGUUACUUCUUACAAAAGCAUUACGAAUUAUCAACUAUUAGCAAUGUGUCGAGUUGUCGGAAAUAUAUUUGUUGCAUAGUAAAUCUCAACUAGCGAGGAAUGUUGGGCGACGCGAAGGUUCAAAAGUCGCGCGUCGUGAGGCUUCGCUUCACGAGUGAUUACUUGCACUUUUUUCCCUUUUGUUGAAAAGACCGGAUCUAGUUGGCUCAAGGGAUAUGUCGGCUAUAUUUAUGUAUUUGUCGUGAGAGAAACAGUGGAAAUAAAGUCGCAAAAUGUU
Molecule: messenger RNA, 2934 nt
Organism: Odontomachus brunneus
Lineage: Eukaryota; Metazoa; Arthropoda; Insecta; Hymenoptera; Formicidae
Product: cell adhesion molecule 2-like
Exons: 5
Coding region: 1464-2363 (299 amino acids)
Biological process (GO): synapse organization
Cellular component (GO): neuron projection membrane
Source: RefSeq, a predicted model, not a curated record